Messenger RNA from Dissoconium aciculare CBS 342.82, 1386 nucleotides. RefSeq lists its product as uncharacterized. NCBI's taxonomy places the organism in Eukaryota, Fungi, Ascomycota, Dothideomycetes, Mycosphaerellales, Dissoconiaceae. The record is from RefSeq and is a predicted model, not a curated record. The coding region runs from base 1 to 1386 and encodes 461 amino acids. Gene Ontology annotation, molecular function: hydrolase activity, acting on carbon-nitrogen (but not peptide) bonds. The transcript is spliced from 3 exons.
AUGGCGGUGCCAGCAACGCCCGCGCCCAGAUCGGGUGUUCCUUGGACUGCUCGACCGGCUCGCAGCCUCAAUCUUAUCAAUGCCAGGCUGAUCGAUCCCAAGGACGGUGCUGUUCACGAACAUGUCAGGCUUGAUAUCCGUGAUGGGCGUAUCGAGCGGAUGCUCAAGUUGACUGCACCGGUCACUCAGCCUCCGUCAGAUACCGAGCUGGCAGCAUUCAAGCGUGACCACAUUGUGUUGGUCGACCUGGCGGGGAAAUUUGUGAUACCUGGGUUGAUUGAUUGUCACGUUCAUCUCGCGACACCGCCAGGAGAAGACGGCUUGAAAAGCACACUCAACCAGGAUCCGGCAGCCUCGCUGCUCAGGCAACCAUAUCUCGCCCAUGAGAUGUUAAAGCGCGGAUUCACUACCAUUCGGGAUUGUGGUGGCGCCGGUCUUGCCCUGAAAGAAGCACUCGCCGAGAAUCUCUAUCCGGGACCACGCUUGUUCACCUGUGGCCAUGCAAUGUCACAAACCGGCGGCCACGGCGAUCUCCGCGAUGCGCGGGACGCCGAGUAUGGCACACGCGGGAGCAGUGGGCACGUCCGUGGUCAUGGUCGUGUCGCUGACGGAGCGGAUGAGUGUCUCCGCGCUGCGCGGGAGGAACUUCGCCAAGGAGCUGACUUUAUCAGAAUCAUGGUUUCGGGCGGCGUCGUUUCGCCAACGGAUCGCCUUGCCAGCCUGCAGUACACUUCUGAAGAGGUUCGUGCAUUUGUCCAAGUAGCUGCCAAUGCAGGCACCUAUGUCACUGCACACGCACAUACGCCAGCAGCGAUCCGCCAUGCGCUAGAAAAUGGUGUCCGCGGCAUCGACCACGGAAACUUCUUGGACGAUGCCACCGCAGUGCUGAUGGCUGAAAAGGGGGCUUUUCUGACACCUGCCCUGAUCACGUACGCGAGUAUGUCGGUGCCUGAGUCUGCCGCAUUUCUGCCGCCAGCGACUGCGUCGAAGAAUGCACAAGUCCUCAACAGCAGCGUAGCCAGCUUACAAGUCGCCGAUAAAGCCGGCGUGACGAUGUGCUUCGGGACAGAUCUGCUGGGGUCUCUACAAGCCAAGCAAACAGGCGAAUUCGUGCUGAGAAAGCGUGCAGGACUGAGUGCAUUGAAGAUUCUGCAGAGUGCAACCAUCAAUGCUGCCAAAUUGCUUCAGAAAGAGGACCGACUUGGUCGCUUGAGAGAAGGCUCGGCAGCGGAUCUACUGAUCCUAAACGCCAAUCCUCUCGAGGAUAUUGAAGUGCUGGAUCGUCCCCGCAAGCAUCUUCUCGCCGUCAUAAAGGAUGGCCGCGUCCUCGAAAGUCGAUGGUACUCCUUGGCGAAAGACGUCGAUCGAGAAUCGAUCAUCGAAUAA